Molecule: messenger RNA, 1731 nt
Organism: Cyclopterus lumpus (lumpfish)
Lineage: Eukaryota; Metazoa; Chordata; Actinopteri; Perciformes; Cyclopteridae
Gene: fbxo28
Product: F-box protein 28
Exons: 5
Coding region: 6-1154 (382 amino acids)
Biological process (GO): protein polyubiquitination
Molecular function (GO): protein binding
Source: RefSeq, a predicted model, not a curated record
GCAAGAUGGCGGCCGUCGUAGAGAGAGUCGAUGGAUGUGUCGGGUCCUUGGACUCGGACGCGAUGUCGCCGAGACAGUGCAGCCCUCCGCCGGACCAGCCGCACCAGAACAACCCGCUGCUGGGUCUGCCCAUCGUGGCCAUCGAGGCCGUCCUCAACUUCCUGUCGUACGACGAGAUCAGCCUGCUGCGCUCGGUGAGUAAGCGUAUGGACGUGAUCUGCCAGCGUGUCCUGAAUCAGGGCUUCCUGAAGGUGGAGCGGUACCACAGUCUGUGCCAGAGGCAAGUCAAAGCCCAGCUGCCCAGGCGAGAGUCGGAGAGGAGAAACCACUCGCUGGCCCGCCACGCCGACAUCCUGGCUGCCGUGGAGACGCGCCUCUCUCUGCUCAACAUGACCUUCAUGAAAUACGUCGACUCCAACCUCUGCUGCUUCAUCCCCGGAAAGGUGAUCGAUGAGAUCUACCGCGUGCUGCGCUAUGUGAACUCCACCCGAGCCCCCCAGCGAGCUCACGAGGUCUUGCAGGAGUUGAGGGAUAUCUCCUCCAUGGCCAUGGAGUACUUCGAUGAGAAGAUUGUCCCCAUCCUGAAGAAGAAGCUGCCGGGGGCCGACCUGUCCCACCGCCUCAUUGGCUCUACACCAGUGGCAGGCCCAUCUACCUCCCUGACCACCAUGUCCCUGCUGGCCAAGAACACGCCGUCGCGGUCCGAGAUGACCAAGGUGCAGCAGCAGGUGAAGAUGAACGGGGCGUCGAUGACGGUGCUGCGGAGGGAGAUGCAGGAGAUCCGGGUGAAGCAGCUGGAGCAGCAGAAGCAGCUGCAGGACCAGGAGCAGAAGCUGCUGGAACAGACCCAGGUGAUCGGCGAGCAGAACGCCCGCCUCGCCGAGCUGGAGCACAAGCUCCGCGAGCUGAUGGACAGUAGCGCCGCCGCCAUGGGAGGGCCCCGGCCCGGCGCGGCCGCCCCCGCCACGUCCAGCGGCGCCACCGUGUCUUCCACCGUGGCCACCGGCGCGUCCGGCGCCGUGUCGGCAAGCGGCGGCGUGGCCACGGCCUCUCUAUCCAGAGAGCCGGAGGGCGAGGGCUCGCUGUCACUCAAACGCACCAGAAAGCGCUCAGACCUUCCACGACAGUCCAAACGGCUGCGCAGCAAGAAAUAAGACUCAGUGUGUCAUUUAGUUAAAGCUUUCUGUUUGGUUUCCAAGUCCGACUGAUCACACCCCCCCACACACCAAGAGUCGGGAGUAUCUCUCUUCUUCCCCCCCCCCCCCCCCCCCCAAAUCAGAAUAUAGGCAGGUGGCCGCCCCGUGCGAGACUAUUUAUUGAAGCUUGCAUACAAUGACUGUAUUGCUUUAACGUAGAAGCUUUUCUCGGAGGCUUCGAUGCUUCCAGAAACUUUUGGUAUGUCUCCACCAAAAUUCAGGUGGUUGGUAAAAUUGGUCAACAGCUGUCAAGUUGUACGUGUUAUUAAUGUAAUCCCUGUUUCUGGGAAAAGGAAGAACAAAAAGAUCUGCCACGAUAUUUUAAUUUCAGAAACGUACACAAUUAUAUGAAUUGUCACAGUGAAUCAUGACGGUCCUCAACUCGAGUUCGAACCUCAUAAUAAACCAAACUGAAGUUGCAUGUUAUGGGAAAUUAGUGAUCUCCUUUCCAUUUUCACAUGGGCAGGAACUCCACGAGCGUUCAUUUCAUUUCUUCUUUCUCUGGCUAAGUGCAAUAAAAGUCAUCUGAAAAGUA